This is a messenger RNA of Chlamydomonas reinhardtii, 2906 nucleotides long. RefSeq lists its product as uncharacterized. Gene Ontology annotation, molecular function: glucose-1-phosphate adenylyltransferase activity. Bases 389 to 2071 code for a protein of 560 amino acids. The record is from RefSeq and is a predicted model, not a curated record. Gene Ontology annotation, biological process: glycogen biosynthetic process. NCBI's taxonomy places the organism in Eukaryota, Viridiplantae, Chlorophyta, Chlorophyceae, Chlamydomonadales, Chlamydomonadaceae. The transcript is spliced from 15 exons.
CUGAACCGACACAAACACGUUGACCGAUUUGCAACACCUUUGUGCUUGUCUAGCAGCAGGGCCUGCACGCAUACACCCGAGGGACUACUCUUCAGAUCCUUGUCUUGCAGAAUCGAUACAGUUUCUGCUCGAUACAGAGACGCACUGGACUUGAGGGGCUGUCGGAAGCCUGCAUAGAAUGCAAAAGCAGCGCUUCUCGGAAGCGCGAGCUCCAGGGCGGGCCGGCACGCAAGCAGCUCCUCAUGCACCGUGUCGCCCGUUUGUGCGCACACGCCGCGUACACGUCUGUAACGCUUCGACCAACGGGGAUGGCCCAUGCACGCCUUCACUCGGCGACGCCAUCCUGCGCCCGGGCGGCCUGCCUGAUCCCCGCCGGCCGGGUCUGUACAUGAAGCAGUUGCAGCAGUUCCAGGAGCGCUGGAGCGGCGACAUGGGCGGCGCCAGCGGCAGCAGCGGGCUGGGCAGCGGGGGUGCUGCAACCCCAGGAACUGGGCUGGGCGAGCACUCGGGCAGUUUCGGCGACCCCGAACUUUCUCGCAGCUCGCUCUCCAUCUGGCCACGCGGCAAUCUCACGGCUGUGGUGCUAGGAGGUGGCGAGUCGGACAGCCGGCGCCUGUUCCCGCUGACGCAAUACCGCACGCUUCCGGCUGUGCCGUUCGGCGGCGCUUACCGCAUCAUCGACCUUUUGAUGAGCAACAUGCUCAACAGCGGAAUCAAUAAGAUCCACAUCCUCACCGCCUUCAACAGCUAUUCGCUGAACCGGCACCUCCAGCGGACUUACGACAUGUCUGGUGGCGUGCCGUACGGUGGCGACGGUUACAUUGAGGUGGUGGCCAACUCCAUGUCGCCCGACUCUCAGAAUUGGGUGACGGGCACUGCGGGCUGCGUGCGGCAAUUCAUGAGCUACUUCGACUCCAACUCCAAGAACAGGUUCAUCGAGGACAUCAUGAUUCUGCCGGGUGACCACGUGUACAGCGCUGACUACACGCCCAUCAUCGCCUACCACCGCAGCACCGGAGCCGACCUCACAAUCGUGUGCCGGCCCGUCAGCGGCGAGCAGGCCUGCCGCCUGGGCGUUGUCAAGCUGGACGCCCAGAACCGCAUCAAGACAUUUUCUGAGAAGCCCUCCGCCUCGGAGCUACCGGAGCUGGCGAUGAGCGACGACGAGAUGCGGCCCUUCAUGAUGCCCACAGAGGAGGCGCUGCGUCAGCAGGCCAGGCGGCGCAUGCAGACCACCCUGGCGUCGCGCGGCAGCGGGCCGCUGGGCCGCCUGUCGGCCGGCGCGGCCAAGGGCGGCGCGCGCAUGGGAGGCGGCGGCGGCGGGCGCGUGGUGCUGGACACGAUGACGUCUGUGGACGAGACGGAGACUCGCCCCGGGACUACCGGCUAUGUGGGCAGUUGCGGCAUCUACAUCUUCAAGCGCUCGGUGCUAUCAGAGGCCCUGAAGCGGCACUUCAAGAUGCAGGACUUUGGCCGUCAGAUCAUCCCGGAACUCAUCCGGGAGGGUGUCAAGGUGCACGCCUACCGCUUGCCCGGCUACUGGGCUGAUGUGGGCGGCAGUGUGGGCGACUUUUACGCCGCCAAUAUGUCGCUGCUCAGCGACCCGCCCUCCAUCUCCUUCAACGCCCCCAUCAACUCGCCUUUCUUCAAGUUCCCGCUGACCAUCCCCGCCAGCCAGAUGAUGCACUCGCGUGUGAGCGGCGCGCUGGUGAGCGCCGGCUGCAUCGUGAACAGGAGCGACAUCCGCAACAGCGUCAUCGGCAGCCGCAGCAUCAUCGGCCCCAACGUGACCAUUGAGGACAGUGUGGUGUUCGGCGCCAGCCACUACGACCACGAGAAGCCGCUGCCCCGGCCGCUGGGCCCCACCUUCCCGCCCAUGGGCAUAGGCGAGGGCAGCAUCGUGCGCAACGCCAUUCUGGACCUCAACGUGCGCGUGGGCAAGAACGUGCAGCUGGUCAACAAGGAGGGCGUGUACGAGAGCGCGGAUCGUGGAGUGCAGGGCAUGUAUGUCCGCGACGGCAUUAUCGUGCUGGCACGUGAGGCGGUCGUGCCGGACGGGACCAUUAUGUGAAAUAGACCGGGACGGAUGAUAACAGAGGGGCCGUGAAGGCGGAGGCUUACUGAAGACACGUUGCAAGUGUGUACUGAUUUCCGCGCCCCGGGCUAGCCUAGCACUCGUAGGGAUCAUAAGGAAGCGCAAGCGCUUUGCUAGCUAGGCCUAUUAUUGGGUCACAGCGUGGCAGUCAUCAAGUACUCGGACCUCAUAAGUCAUAAGCAUUUGUGGCCAAGAUCACGUAGCUAGGUAAGGCAGGCAAUGCAGCGUGGCGCAUUCCGUGAGCAGCCUUUGGGAUUCAUGCGUCAGUCUGACAAACCCGACAGGUGGAUGGAGAUUGAGAGACCGCCAAGGUCGCACGGCUAGGUAGUCGGCUAAUGAAAUUGUUCAUGCUCAGCAUCAGCAGCGUUUGCUCGGUAUGGCGCAGGGCGCUAGCCGGCCGUGGAGUGCGUAGAGCAGUGUAGAGUGUCUGAGGUUUUGUAGCGGACAGGACGUGGGGUUGAGUUGUUCAGCGUGUGCAGGUCUUUCCCUCUCCAAAGGGCAUGCGCCCACUACUCUCCCGUCUUGAGGCCGACGGUUUCAAAACAACUUCAUCUGCCGGAUGGAGACAAGGCUGCGAGGGGAUGGGCUGCGCUAUUGAUACUAAGGGGCGCCGUGGCAUGUGGUGAAAAGGGACGGCGUGUGGGCGGAACACGGAAGUUCUACGACACACAAGUAUAUAACCCCGCGGACGGCGCCCUGGGGCAUCUAGAUGUGUCUUUUACCGACUAUCCUACUACACGGCGAGCUGCGCGGAGAUUGGCACGGUACCGUGAGAACAGACAAGCACGAUACAAGCUCAACGAGAGUACUG